Messenger RNA from Zonotrichia albicollis (white-throated sparrow), 2658 nucleotides. It is a transcript of the gene LMNB1, whose product is annotated as lamin B1. The record is from RefSeq and is a predicted model, not a curated record. Gene Ontology annotation, molecular function: structural constituent of cytoskeleton. Gene Ontology annotation, cellular component: nuclear lamina; nuclear envelope. Gene Ontology annotation, biological process: nuclear envelope organization; heterochromatin formation; nuclear migration. Lineage: Eukaryota; Metazoa; Chordata; Aves; Passeriformes; Passerellidae.
GCGGCCAUAUUGGAUCGGUGCGGAGCCGGCGGAGGAGGAGGCGACAGCGGUCGGUCUGUCCGUCCGCGCGUCCGCCUGUCCGUCGCUCCCCUCCUGUUUCCCGCCCUGCCGGUGUCCUCCCCCCAAGCCCGCGCUCCAUGGCCGAGCCCGCGCCGCGGCGGACCCGCGGCCCAGCCGUCGCCGCGAUGUCGCAGAGCCCGACGCGCAUCUCCCGCCUGCAGGAGAAGGAGGAGCUGCGGCAGCUGAACGACCGGCUGGCCGUGUACAUCGACAAGGUGCGGAGCCUGGAGACGGAGAAGAGCGCGCUGCAGCUGCAGGUGACCCAGCGGGAGGAGGUGCGGGGCCGCGAGGUCACCGGGCUCAAGGCGAUCUACGAGGCGGAGCUGGCGGACGCGCGGCGGGCGCUGGACGACACGGCGCGGGAGCGCGCCAAGCUGCAGAUCGAGCUGGGCAAGCUGCGCGCCGAGCACGAGCAGCUGCUGGCCAGCUAUGCAAAAAAGGAAUCUGACCUCAGUGGAGCCCAGGUCAAACUUCGUGAGUAUGAGGCAGCCCUGAAUUCUAAAGAAGCUGCACUGGCCACAGCCCUUGGUGAUAAGAAAAGUCUGGAGGGAGAAAUUGAAGAUUUGAAAGAUCAAAUUAAAGAGCUUGAAGCUUCUUUAGCUGCUGCCAAGAACCAGCUUAUAAACGAAACCUUGAAGAAAGUGGACCUCGAGAACCGUUGUCAGAGCCUCAUUGAGGACCUGGAAUUCCGUAAAAAUAUGUAUGAAGAGGAGAUCAAUGAGACGAGGAGGAAGCAUGAGACGCGCCUGGUGGAGGUGGAUUCUGGGCGCCAGGUCGAGUACGAGCACAAGCUGGCGCAGGCCCUCCACGAGAUCCGGGAGCAGCACGACGUGCAAGUGAAGCUCUACAAGGAAGAGCUGGAGGAGACUUACCAUUCCAAGCUGGAGAGCGCCCGGCUGUCCUCGGAGAUGAGCAGCUCCGCAGCCAACACCAUCCGGGAGCAGCUGAACGAGUGCCGCAUGCGCAUCGACAGCCUGUCCUCCCACAUCACCAGCCUCCAGAAAGAGUCCAGAGCGUGGCAGGACAGAGCACAGGAGCUGGAGAGCACCUUGGCCCAGGAGCAGGAGAACUGCCGCAGAACACUGGCAGAGAAGGAGAAGGAAAUUGCAGAGAUAAGAAAUCAGAUGCAGGAGCACCUGGCUGACUACGAGCAGCUCCUGGAUGUUAAACUGGCACUUGACAUGGAGAUCAAUGCAUACCGGAAAUUGCUGGAGGGUGAAGAGGAGAGGCUGAAGCUGUCCCCCAGCCCCUCCUCACGGGUCACCGUCUCGCGCGCCUCGUCCAGCCGCAGCGUGCGCACGGCCGGCGGCAAGAGGAAGAGGAUCGACGUGGAGGAGUCCGAGGCCAGCAGCAGCGUGAUCAUUUCCCACUCUGCCUCUGCCACGGGGAGCGUGUCCAUCGAGGAGAUAGACGUGGACGGGAAGUUCAUUCGCUUGAAGAACACCUCUGAGCAGGAUCAACCUAUGGGAGGUUGGGAGAUGAUCCGAAAAAUAGGAGACACUUCUGCAAGUUACAGAUAUACCUCAAGAUACGUACUAAAGGCAGGCCAGACUGUUACUAUCUGGGCUGCAAAUGCUGGAGUAACUGCGAGCCCUCCCACUGACCUCAUCUGGAAGAACCAGAAUUCCUGGGGCACCGGGGAAGAUGUGAAGGUUGUGCUGAAGAAUUCUCAGGGAGAGGUACAGCACUCCAGAUCUGUGAGGUUGCUCAGAGAAGCACUGUGUUCAAAACAACAGCACGUAAAGGGGAAGAUGAAGAAGUAGCUGAAGCUCUGGAUGAGGAAGACAUUUACCGUCAGCAGGCAGAGCAAAGGGCAUCCAACAGAAACUGUGUGGUCAUGUGAAAUUCCAGCCACUCCAGGCUCCUCCAGCUGUGGUAAUCCCUGCCUGCAGAACAGAGCCUUCUGAGAAGCACAACGUUAUUUUCCUGUCUGUGAAUUUUUAAAGCUGCGAGUCUGAUGGCCUUAAACUUCCUCUGCCACUGAAAAAAAAGCAAAAAACAAAAACCCAAAAAAAAAAAAUCAAACAAAAGAAAAAUAAACCAACGAAGGAAAAAGGAAGGUUUGUCACAAGCAUCUCGACUUCCUCGCAGGAUGUGAGCUGUUAGCUCCUGCUAAGGAGCGUUCAGCAGAUGCUCCUGUCUCUCUCUCUCAGAUUUAUACACCAGUCUCUCUUCAUUGAAACCUUGCUGGAGUAGGAAUAUUCCAGUGUGUUUUGGGGAUCGAUUUUUUUUAGAUUAUACCACUUUAGACUAGUUGCUACGACCUCUUUGUAUUUUAGGUGCUGUUGGGAAAGCUUAGAGCUUAGAGCUCUUAAUUCUGGAAGAGGAUUCAUGUUACACCUUGUAGUUGUGUUGUUAAGAUAGUGUUACCAGCUUAAAUUUUUAUUAUGUGGUAUUUUCUAACAAAUUAGAAAGCUGUUUUAAUAUGGAUUGCCUUAUUUGUUUACAACUUUUAGUAACAAAACAACGUCUCUAGAGGUCUAGUCUACAUUUGUAUGGGAAACAGUUGUAAUUUUGCCAAUGUUGAAAGUUUUUCUGUCCUUUUCACAUUAUUCCAAUGUCUGAAUUUAAUAAAGUAUGUCUGUGCUGCAGAGUAAA